CCUUCGCUGUUGGGUCGUCGCUGGGCACUUGGGGGCGCCUCGGCGGAGCAGCAGCAGAAGCAGCCGGCGGCAGCUAGGCGUCACGUGGUCUCGUACGUUCCGUUGGUUAUCGGCUGGCGAGUCAGUUGCGUGUAGUCAAGUCAGCUGUGCGGCGGCCGUUGUAAUGCCAGUGAUGGUGCGGCAAGAGCUGAACUUGAUCAUCGCGGACAGUCCGGAAGGCGGCAAAGGUGGCGGCGGCAGCGGCGGCGGCAGCUCAGUAAACGGCGCCAGCAGAUCACGCAGCGGAGGCGCCGCAGCAGCAGGCUCGGCGAGCUCGGCUGCUGCUGCUCCCGCGACCAAUACGCCGUCGGGCCGCACACCGAACUGCGCGCGCUGCAAGAACCACAACAAAAUGGUGUUGCUGCGUGGGCACAAGCGCUUCUGCCCGUACGUGGACUGCGUCUGCGACCGGUGCAAGCUGAUCGCCAAGCGACAGGUGGUCAUGGCCAAGCAGGUGGCCCUGCGCAGGGCCCAGGCGCUCGACGAGGCCAUGGGACGCACCGUCAUCGAGGAAGUCGACCCCGAGGAACUCAAACUGGCCGCCGAGAAUGGAAGCAUGCCGCCCGCUGACUGCGUGACGCCCUCCGACGUGAGCCUGGCUUCGCUGCCUUCGUCGCCGCUGUCCCCGUACUCGCCGUCCCCUUCGUCCUCUUCUUCCUCCUCGUCCUCCUUCCCGCUGCCGCACUCCCUGUACGGCGCCACGGCUGCCGGCGCCUCGCCUCUGUUCGCCGCGGGCGACAACUCGCCCCCGCUGUUCAUGCCGCUGCCGUUCGCGCUGCCGCCGAGCCCGCACCGGCCGUACGAGCCGUGGACCAGGGCGCCGCCUGGCGUAUCGCCGUACCUCGCGGCGGCCGCGGCAGCCGCCGCCGGCACCGUCCCGCCGCCCCCUCACUCCGCGACGUUCGGCGGCGCACCGGCGGUGCCGUCGCCCACGGCCGCUCCGCUCCACCUUGCCGCAGCCGCGGCCGGUCUGCCCAGGCCCAUACCGACUACGACGAUGUCAGCGGCCGCCGCUGCGGCCGCAGCCGCCGCCACGAGCCCGUCAAGGUACGACACCGUGGCGUCGCUGUCCGGCUCCAUUCCCGCCGCCGGGACGGCGGACGCGGUCGUCACGGCGACCGCCGCCGCCGUCGCAGCGACGACCAGCGUUGCGCAAGCGUCGUCUGGCGUCAGCUCCUACACGCAGUCGAUGUACGCGUACGACCGCAGCGCGGCGGCCGCCGCCGCAGCCGCGGCUGCCGCAGCCGGCAUGUCGCUGCACUUCGACCACCACGCCCACCACCCGAGCAUCCCGCUGUCGUCCUAUGCGCCGUCGCUCCUCUGGUGGGAUUGAAUGUGCCCCCAAGGGAUCGAGCGGUGUCUGGGACCGUUGGACGUGCUCACCGUGGUGCUGCGCAUGUUCGUGCGCACGUCAGCCGCUUGGGACCUGUAUGUGCUGCUUGAAUUUAGAACUUUGUGGCCCGUUUUGUGCGACGAACUGUGGCGGCUUGGCUUUGGAAAGGAGAGAACACGAGCUGGACGGUCUUUAUUGUUUUGUCUUGGUGGCCGCGUUGUGUUCUCCUUAUACUUGCUCACAUUUUUCUUUUAUUUCUUUUUCCCGUGGUCGUGAGUGCUGUUUCCUUUAUUCUACCUUUCAGCUCACUGUAAUUCCAAGUUUUGUCUGCGUAAAAUCUUCAGAUUUACUUACAGAGAAUAUCUGUUACGCUUUCAUGUAUGUCUCUUUCUAUUGUAAAUAUUUCUGUCCCCCCUCCCCUUUUUUUUCCUUCGCACCUAGAACAUAUCUUUUUUUUUAUUAUCUUCUCUUAAGCAGCCGUUAUACGAGAAUAUGAGAACGCAGGCCUUUCUCCCUUGUAUGUGAAAAGAAUUCAACGUAUCCUCAACAAAGGUGCUGAUGUCUGCUCAUGCGCUUUCGGCGACAAUCUCAGUUGCCCUUUUUGCUGUUGUACACUACUGCUUCCCUUUCAGUGAAAGAGAGAGUGAAAAAAAAGAUGGCUUUUCUAACGAAUUUAAGCCAGAUGCCUGCAUUGCUGUUUUUUUGUUUAUAUUUCUUCGGUUGAACGACGAUUUGUUCGCAUGUUCGCAGGCGCAGCCCGAACUUUGCUACAAACGCACAAGGACGCUCAUUUGUUAUGAAAUUCUCAAUAUCUCGGCUCCGCCGAGAUUUGUCCACUAUUGUUUUGCUUCAUUCAUUUGUGAGUAGAAGUGCACGUAAUGAGUAAUUCACCAUAUGAUUGAAAUGUUAUAGGUCUGAUUUGAGUGAGGCAUGGCUGCUCUGAAAGUUUAGCUUUUCCAGCUUCCUUUAGCUCGAACUAAAGCUUUAGGCCCGCAUCUGUAACGAAAAUAGCGUUUCACAUGAAGCGAGAGGGGAAAUAUGUGUAUGACGAGUGCACGCCUUCUAAGAAACUUCAGUUCCAACCGUUACGCGGUCUUUCAUCCAGUCGGGCCCAUAGGGAGAAAUCUAUUACCAUUAGUGGAAGACGGAAAAAGAAACAGAUUAUGGCUAUCUUUCGCAAAAUAGACAGUCACGACUGAUAAACUUCAUCCAGGCACAUUACUGCUCCCUCAAGGGGUUUCAGUUAAGCACAUAACUCGCUCUGCAUCCGGUUCUGAUCACGAGUAAAUGUUUGACUGGGUGGCACGUUUCAUGAUUCACCGUUUUUUACUGCUAUUAAAGUGCUAUUGAUGAUACUGUAUUAGCGAAAGUGUGGAUGAGGUCUUUUCCUUUGCUGAUGCGUACUAUAACCAACGCGAAAGCUAUCGAAGUCGGCUCGUUUUCUCACAUCAGAGCACCGUAAUUGAACUUAGGGAGAUGUAUCUUCACUACUUAUUUAUAACUAUGCUAACCGCAUGUUUUCUACCAGUUGGAGGAAUAGACUACAUUUGUUAUGGUGCACACUCUUUGUAUAGAAUCGGAAGAACUGCAGAGCCUUCUCGUAGUCCUUCGAAAAGCAGAGUCAGGUUUAUCUAUUACGCCGGCGGAUGCCGUCCCGUUGUCCCCAUAUGUAGGCAGAAAUGUUGAGUGUUUCUUUCAAUCUCAUUUUGCAACUCAAAGCUGCCAUUUACAUUGCGCUCUUGGCCUGAGUGACCAGCAUUACGUUUUAUGUCUCGUCAGGACCCGCUCGCUUUGUCAAACAUACGCACAAGUAGAAUAAACAAAAAAGCGACGAUAGUUAUGUGAUGUCUUCAGGGGCCUGCGCAUUGCCACUUUAUUGCGAAGACACGCGGUCAGGAAGACUGAGAAAGUACAAGCGUUCGCUACUGGGCACUGGCAGUUUGCCCUUGGCAUCGGCGUUUCUUUGUCAUUUGGCUGGCCGUCUUCAGCGUUGUAAAUAUCGAACACUAUUUGUUUCGUAACUUCUGCUGGGUGAACAAUUCUGUGUGUGUGUCAGCGUCCGCUCGAGUGUUUCGACUUUCUUUCCUUGGUAGACGUACCGCUGUACGUUGCUGUCGCCGUUUGAUGGCAUAAUUACCGCGGGCCUUCGUGUCCGUUUACUUUUUCGUUUGCUGCCGUGUAGGCGCUGGAAUUACGAAGUAGGCGCACAAGAGGCCUAAACCGAUCUAAGGGUCGGUGGGAACUCCAUUUAAAAACAGAAUUUCGUCAAAAGCAGGCUUGCAACGGCUACUGCUGCUAGUUCGCUGGGAACGCGUAGUAGUAGGAAUAUUGUUCAAAUCAUCGCGUGCACAUAUAUAUUCAACACCAAGUAAUGUGUCACUUUCACUGACUACAAACCGAACGCACACGAUGAAUAAAUCGCUCAUGAUGGAAAUACUUCAACGGACAAGUUUUUCUUAUAAUACAACGGCUUCAGCAGUUGCUUACCACUUAAGCCAUUAGCGACCUUUUCAAACCUCCAGAACUUGCACCAAGUCAAAAAGAAAAACAUUCAGGACGCUCCUUUUGUUAUCACGUCCGCCUUUGUACAGGUGGACGUGAUAACUAAGUUUGCACAAUGUAGUGCUAUGUCUAGUUUUUGAAGAGCUGCCAUCAACGGUGCGAAACUUUUCCUGCUUCCUAAGCCUCAACAAACGAACUUUACCUCCUCUUUGUUAUGGUUUGAGUGGUUACUCUCCUAGAUACAUAGUGUUGCUGUGUCAUCGUCAUUCAAUGGAUGUGUUUGCGCCGCGAGUCGCCCUCCUCCCGUUUCUCAACUGCUUUCACUAUCGUGAAAGAAGCGACCGCUUUUUUCUUGUGAAAUACGAUGGGGGUGGAGAACGUCUCGGCUGGUCUCUCAUAGUUUACGUGAGGUGUUGAUUUAGAGCAUCAGCGGUGUUCCAACGUGCUGAUGUAGCGGAGAGGCUGUUCCAUAAACCAGUGAAACUUAUCGUCACGCUGUGUGUCCCUAGAAAGCGACCUUCUCUGUUAGGCGUGACAGGAAAUGCAUGUGCUUUGUUGUGUCAAGCGUCUGGCCAUUGUUACCUUUUAAGAAAGCUUUUACCACCACUUCACUGCUACUCGCUAUUGUGGCGUGUAUGACGGUCGUACAUUGUGAGACACGAAGUAUUGAUGGCGCCUCACUUACAAGAAUCUGCCUUGGGCAACGCUUCAUUCUUCUUAACGUGCUGGUUUCGCCAACGCAGAGUGAUACUACGAAAUUGCUUACAUGAAACAUUUUGCGCCACUGGUCUGUCACUACGACCCUCUACGUUUGGACUUUCCGCGCUCUUGUAACAAAGUGGCAACAAUGGCAGAGCGGAUUUCAUAUAAUAUACCAUUCUCUGCUGUGGAAUAAUAAAGAAAGCGUAAUGAAGUUAGUGAAUCACGCUGAAGUCUCAAAGAGCGCAUCCGAAAAGUAAUACUGUCAAUGCUGUUCAUACUUCAUGAUUUUGAUCUGCUUGAUCGGUUAAUUCAACAAAGUCUGUGGAUGUCGGUAGUAAUUGUUAUCCGUUACUUUCUUUCGGAUAUCGCAAGAUACGUCGUUUGCAUAUACAUUUUAAACCUCGGUCGUGAGUGCACCACAGUACCGAGGCGCCUAUCUUUCAGUGUUGUAACUAAUAUAUACAUACGCACACGCGAAGUUUCCUUUUUCAUAUUUCGUGUAAGAUACCGAGUGCCGCUUUAUAUGUGAAACCAAAUGUAUAACGUAAUAGCGUAGCCAAGUGUCGGACACCUGUUUAAAUUGCAGUCGCGGGCAUCCUGUCCUUGGCUGCCGUCGGAGAAACCAGUUUGCGCAAGGAGCCUACAAGGAGGCGUUCAUCACGCGGAAGAUCUAGAACCUGAAUGCGCGAGUUGCAUCUGACCUUUUGAUUGCUAGACCACGAUUGGAGAACUGCUGCGGCCUGUGACUCCGGGGGAGCGGGCUGAAACGUUCCACUCCGCACCCCAAUCUCGUACGCAUCGUUAGAGUAUGAAUCCAUUCGCGGUUGUUGUCGAUGUUUGUUAUCCAGUCGUGUCGUGCAAACCUUUCGGUCCGCCGGUCUUCUGAGGACCGAGUGUGGUGGAUUGGCCGCGAGCGUGGGCGCGCUCCUCAUUUCUUCAUAUUUUUGUUUUUCUAGCUUCGAGUUGCCCCUGUAUCGUUCGUCGCUAUAUUUCUCCGCGUGUGGAAUACCAAGAAGAUGUAAAAAAACACAUACAUCUGCCCGUCUCCUGUACCGCCUUUCCGGUUGUUAGUGUCUGUAUGUUACUAAAGUCUAUGUGCGGUGUGUAUCGAUCAGCUGGCCGAACGCGAGCCUAAACUGCCCCACCUUUGUGGUUGCAGGACUUAAGAAGGAAAUUGAAACGUUGGACUCUUGCGUGUAUAGGUGAACUUUUUUAUUUUUACAUGAGAAAGUCAGGCGUGGAAAUUAUCACGUGACAUUGCGUUCGAAUGUCGGAUCCCCGUUUGUUCAGCAAGGAUUCCGAUUCCGGCACGUAGUAGGGAUAUCAUUUGCAUGUUUGCCUGCCUCCUUGAAGAGAAUGUAUGAGUGCAUUGCUAGCGAACGUGCCUUAUAUGCUUGUAGCAAACGUGUGCGUUCGCUUGCGAGAGUGUGUGAACCAAGAUUUGUCCGGUAUUUUGUUUUCCCUUGCUACGUGCCCGGUUCAGUGCCUGUGAAAUGCGAAGUGCAUUAUACCAAUCGCUGUGAUGACAGAGAUGCUUGAAAGUGUGAUACUAGAUGCUCGGGAAGUUUUGUGCCGAGCGCCAGCUUAGUCACGUUGGAAAUAGCCUGUCCAGUGUGCUGGCAUAUUUGCUUGUGCAUACGCCAAAGUGUCAAAGAUUAUCCCGGCCUUUCGAGCUUGAGUAUUGUUUUGUACGACUAUCAUCACAACAGAAAGUGACUUGGAGAGUCCCAUGUGUUGCCUCACCUUUGUAUUUAUAAUAGUGCGUCCGCUUUUUGUUGUCCCAUUUUCAAGUGAAACGCAUGGUUGACUUGAUACGUAACAAAUUGCUCCCGUAACUUCCUGAUGCCUGUGCCUUUAAGGUGAUUCUGUACAUUCAUACUUAUGCCGUAUUCUAGCAGGAUUGGCAAGCAGUAUUGGUGUCUUCUCCUGAUAACACCCGACCGUCUGGCUAGGGCGUUCUCUGUUUCGUAAAGUGUUAACUUCAUAUGGCUGUGAUUAGCAGAACUCGUGCCUCUCCGCAGGCCUUCUUGUCGUUUAUUGAGAUGUUUUGUUCCAAAUAAUUUAAGGAAACGUAAACUAUAAUACUUCCUUCAGUAAGCUGUAACAGUGCACCCUGAAAGAGUAGGAUCCUACACUUGACUUGUGCUAGGAGAAUGCCAGUAAACUUGAAGAAGGGGAAAAAACGAAAAGCAGACAUAGACAAAGCGACAGGAAGGUGACUGGGCUAACAACUGGACUUUAUUGUAGAAAACAACGUCCCCCAAGUCUGUACUGAACAUUCGCAAGGCACAGCAUAUUACAUACACGGUAAUCACCUUAUUUAACAUGGCAACAUUUAUAAAGAAAUUGAAGCUCUUUCUUGAUUAGGAACACUGAUGGCGCGCUUACACACUUCUCGAGGCCAAGUUUAUAUGUAUGAUAGGCUUCAAUCAACUCUCACUCCUGCUGUCUUAGCCUUCCCUGCGUCUGAUGCGUUGCUGAAGGUGGGAGGGCAACCGGACGCCUUACAGUGUAGCGGAAGACUACCUCCCGUGCGUGUGGGUAUCAGAUUAGCAUGCCCACACAUCCGAUCAUUCACACAGCGGCCGGUUUGCCCUAUGUAAACUUUGCCACAUUUCAGCGGAACACUAUACACUACACAUUUGCCGCACAUUCCUGACAUGCUUGGCAUUACACACACUCCUUCGCGGACUGUGCUGCGAGACCCUCACGCAAAGUUUUGCAAGCUUACAGGGUGCAGAAAAAAAAACUGAACCAGCCAAACCAAACCAGCCACCUUCCUGUCACUUUGUCUAUGUCUGCUUCUCGUUGUUUCCCCUUCAAGUUUGCUGGCAUUCUCAUAGCAUGACCAUGCACCAACUAGCCCAACAACCCACUCUUAUGAACUAGACCUGUGACUAGGCGCAGUGCUGUAGUUCAUUGCCGUGCAAUAGUUGGAGAAGAACUACACGUACGGCAUUGUGUAAUCGAAGAAUGCGGGGACAGAGGGCAAGAAAUACAUGCUAUUCACUGUGUGAUUUAAUUAUCUACUUAUAUAACAUGUGUAACCUUUCCAAGGAUGCGAGUGCUAGCUUUCCGUUUUCCUGCAGCGAUAUUGUAAAGCCUCCCUUUGUAUUUCAGUUGAUGAAAAUCUUACAGAAGCUUCGACUGAAGCCGUGGUGGCCCCAGCCAAUCCACAUUUACUUUUCAUAUGUUAUCACAGCGUGUAAUGCUCGAGGCUUUCUUAGUGCUUAUCGAAUGUGAGCUGCACACUGUCGCGUGUAUACUUCUGCAUGUUCUCGUUGCACCGGUUUCGUACAUUUCAAAUGGAGAUGAGAUAAUUUUGGAGAUAACGGAAGUGCCUUGGGUUCACCACAAAGUUGAGUUCGAGCCGCGGUUGUCGUGUUUCGAUGGCCGCCGUACGCAAAAAAAGCUUUCUUUUUAAUUUUACCUUGGGUACAAACUAAUGAACCCCAUAUAUAUGGUCAAAACUAGUCCGAUGUCCUCCACUAUGAUGUUUCUAAGAGGCUCAUUAUUGCUUUGGGGCGUUAAGCCUUCUAAAUCCAUCGAAUUCUACAAGAAAAACUUCCUCUCAAGAUACGCUCUGGUAAAAAUGUGCAGCUGGGCUAGUCACGAAUAAAUACGCUGCCUUCCGAGAUUUAGAUUGAUGUAUCAGAUGCAUGGCGGCACACAAACUAUCUUUGUUUUACCUGUCCGUUAUUUGCUCUUCGUGAUUGCAGUGGCUAAAAUAUAUGCGUGGCGUAGAUAAGGCGGUCAUUGGAAGUGAAUAGCGCGCACUUGAGCCCCUGAACGUUUAGCGUAUGUGCUAAAUUACAUGCUGUGUCAGAGCAAAUGUGCGUUUCACUUGAAAAAUGUUUCCCUGGAGGCGGCAGUAAAUAUAGACGAAACCUAGUUAGGAGCCGCGUCAUAUAUGCAGUCAGAAGCUGCAAGUUGCCACCUGUGCAAACAAGUUGCGGAAUACAAUACGCAAUAUGAACGGCUAUUUGUAUUUUUGCGCGUGCUUAGAGUGGGCGCCAUAUGAGGUAUUCUCAGUGUCUUUUGUUUGCGACGUGGUGCUUUCUUGAUGCACUAUUUCAUUCAGUUUUCCUGUCUAGUCGGAACAGCCGCAUCAUUUGACUGCCGCGGAGCUAAUAUGCAAUAAGCCAGCGUUCUCGGUGCAGCUUGCACUGAGGCGUUGAGGUGACCGCCCGCGCAGUUCGAUUUGCAAUCAUGGGACUCUCAAGUCGAGGCCGGCGACGCCUUUUUAUACGUGUGCGUGCAGACGAUGACGAACGUCUGAAGAACAGUGCAUGUGCGAUAGAAAACAUUUGUUGUUGUAGAGUUCUAACAUCAAAGUCAGUGAGUUCUGCAUUGCUAGAAGUUCAGUCGAGCGAUGCGCGAAGUUGAAUGAAGUACGUUCUGGUCGAAUGCGGCAAGACCUCCCUUCUUGCGAAAGUGUCUCUCCCAACAUUUGUCCUCCGCUGAUUGCGUAUUAUUUAGGCUUGAGUAAAAAAUGACUUAGCCCAGGAUAGAUCUCCUCAUUUUACCGUCGAAGAUAGCAGAGCAUUGACAUGUGUCUGUCUUCAAUGACUAGUCCAGGGUUACGUGCCUGUUAGAUAUAACCAGUCAAUGACCUUCUCUCAAAGUGGCCAUUCGUGACAGCGUAAAUUCACUCACACAUGCUUUCGGAGCAAGGGAGGUUUAGCCGUGUGUCUCAAUGCAAUGUAGAAGUGAUGAGGAUAACACCUCCGUCAUUUUCCUGCAGACAUAUGCACUGAAGCGAAUGCUGUGAUGUUAACCGCGCGCCGUGAAAAGAGCUAGAUGGCUUCCCGGUGUAGUGGAGUUUGGUUUAUGCACGAAGUUCCUUCUUGGCUUUAUCCGUGAAGGAAAUUGACCAAGAGUAGUGCCCCCAUUUUUUUAAUUUUUUUUGACGGACGUGACAGCAUGCUGACAUUACUGAGGGGAUCCGUUGAAGAGCCUUCGCAAGUUUGAUCGUGCCUGCAUAGUCUAGUUGAGACGUUGGCCUACGUCGAAGUGUUAAAAUCUGAGAAUAAUUUCCUGGCUUUCGAAACAGUAGCCUUCUGUUGUCUCAGCGUGAUCCGUUUAGCUUACUUUAAUUGAGGUGUCGUUGUUCUUGUGUUUUUUUUUCUGUGUUCACCACGCAUGUAGCUUUAUGCAUCUUCUCGGAUGUGUUGUUCGUCGUUUACUUGAUUGGAUCCCACCAGACUUAAUGAUCCCACCGCGCGGUUUUUCUUUGCGUACGUAAAAGUAAAGUGUUCUAUGCUUAGCUCGCUGCAUAUGAAGUGUCACCAAUGAACCACAAGUUACGUUUGUUUGUUUCGGCAAAUGUUUUGAAGCAGGAAGAAUAACGUGUACGGCUAUUUCAAGAGAAAAAAAAACAACCACCUUGGUUAAGUAGUGUCGAACAGCUGCGAAGGCGUCUUAAAGCCUUGGGAACUUCGGUUCGUCUGUCGGGGGCGCCAGAAGUGUGAUAUGUUGAGUUGUGAUAUUGGCACAUGCCUAGUUGGUCAGAGUCUGUUUAGCGCGGUAUACUUACUGUGGACCCGGCUUGUGCCGAGACACCGGACCAUGCCGCUCAAGUCUUUUUUGUUACGAGCCACGCGUCGUCACGCGCGCACUUUUUGCAGUUGGUGAACGAAUGUGGCUAGAGUUUACAGAUUUGGAAGAAUGUUUGGAUAAAAACACACAAAAUGUAUUGAGGAGUUUGUAAAAGGAUAUUUUGUACAUGGAUGUCGUUGCCAAAUAAAAAUCUGUGAGUCUAGAAACGUCA
Messenger RNA from Dermacentor andersoni, 10346 nucleotides. RefSeq lists its product as uncharacterized. The record is from RefSeq and is a predicted model, not a curated record. Gene Ontology annotation, biological process: regulation of transcription by RNA polymerase II; sex differentiation. Lineage: Eukaryota; Metazoa; Arthropoda; Arachnida; Ixodida; Ixodidae. Gene Ontology annotation, cellular component: nucleus. Gene Ontology annotation, molecular function: RNA polymerase II cis-regulatory region sequence-specific DNA binding; DNA-binding transcription factor activity, RNA polymerase II-specific.